Molecule: messenger RNA, 1820 nt
Organism: Carassius carassius (crucian carp)
Lineage: Eukaryota; Metazoa; Chordata; Actinopteri; Cypriniformes; Cyprinidae
Product: double homeobox protein 4-like protein 4
Exons: 3
Coding region: 565-1458 (297 amino acids)
Molecular function (GO): DNA binding
Source: RefSeq, a predicted model, not a curated record
UAUUUUAUUAUUGUUUAAAUAUAAUUACAUUUUUUAUAUUUUAAAUUAAAUAAAAUUCACCAUAAACUUUGCAAACUGAAUGUAAAAUGUAUUUAUAGACUUUCAAUUACUUUAAAUAAAUACAUACAUACAUGCAUAAAUGUAGGCUAUGUAAAAUCCUAAUAAAGAUAUGGUCAUGUACCUGCAAAAGUAUUUCUUUUCAAAAUUAGUACGCCGUAAUAGGCUAGUUAAAACAUAAGCAGUAUUUCUAUAAACAGUCUUACAAAUUGUCUUGACAUGUUUGCAAAUUGAUCAAGUGUUUGUGAUGAACAAAAAAAGAUGAUGGAUGGAUGAAUGAAGUGUAAAUUAAGGUGUGGCAGAAAUGGAGGUGUGACUUGCCCAUUAGAGAUCACAGAGCCCACUUAACCUUUUAAGUGUAUAAGUGUUAGGACAGCCCCUUUCUGGACCAUCAGGUGGGCAGGUAUAAAUAUUGGCAACCUUUAGUUGUACCACAAGGAGCAGUAACAAAGCAUUCAGCUUGACCUACUCAUCCUUACAUUCUUAAAUCAAAAAUCCUUCAAAGACAUGUGGACUGACUGCAUUGCUCAAGAUGGAAGCUCACAGGCCAGUAAGAUUGCAGGCCGCAGGAAGCGAACCAGUUUUAACAAAGAGCAUUUAGAACUUCUAAAAAUGGCUUUCAGCGUGGAUCCUUACCCUGGUAUUAGUGUCAGGGAAAGUCUAUCUCAAGCAACAGGCCUUCCAGAGUCACGUAUUCAGGUGUGGUUCCAGAACAAGAGGGCCAGAACCCUAAAGAACAGAGACACUUGGACCUCACCACAGCUGGAUAGUACCUCUCCUCUGCCCAGCCCUCUUCUACCACCUCACAUGGCUAGUGUUGGGGCCAGUGGCCACCAUAGAGGCAUUCAAGAGGCGUCCUUCAACAUUCAGAUGGCUCAAACAUCUCCACAGCACUUUACCUUUCCUCCAACCGCCUACAGCACACCUGCUAUUAAGCCACGGCAAAACAGGCUGAUGGGAACCAGCUCUUGUUCUCCCUCCCUUCCCUCUGAUCUGCAAGCUGCAGACAGCUGGAGCUCUGGAGGAAGCACACAGUCCUCUCCUGAGUCUACAUGGAAUCUACCAGCGCAGAGUUUUGGGAAUUCCUACAAGGAUGAGAGCCAUUUCUUCCUCUACCCACCACCUCCUUACCCUCAUGGGAGUGCCAGAGUUGGAUGUGUUAGUGGCCUGGAGUCACUUGCCACCUCUCCUGCCUCUUCUGAUUCUGCAUUUUGGGACAUGGGACUGGAAAACUGCUCUCCCUCUGUGCCUUACACUGACUGUGGAAGCCCAUUGGACAGGAUCGCUGAGGAGCAGCCUGUGGCCCCACUUCCAGAUCUGUCCUCUCAGUAUCUGGAGGAUGUCCUUGGGGAAAUGGAGCCAGCCUGGUGGAACUUCAAUGGCCAGAUGGAUCUACAGUAAUCUUGCAAACAUCCAUAACCUGAGGAGACAAAGACUGGGUUUAACUUGAAGAGUAGAAUUAUUUUGUUUGGACUGUAUUAUAUAGGAAGCAUGGUAUUGUGCAAGUGCUGGUUACAGAGCAAUAUCAGAUGUCCACAUCAGACUUUUUAUUUAUAUGACGGACUUUAUUUAUUUACAUUUUCUACCAAAAAGUAGAUUGGAAACAGUAGUCUAUGGUUGCACCAGAAAGUACUUCAGAACUUAUUUAUUAAUUUCUUGCUCUUUUAAGGUAUAACAGUGCAGUUGGGAUAUUUAUUCUACAUUAAAUUAUGCUCACACAACCUGUCACUUUGUAAAAUAAUACAUAUGUAUUUAAAAUAAAA